Molecule: messenger RNA, 1255 nt
Organism: Zalophus californianus (California sea lion)
Lineage: Eukaryota; Metazoa; Chordata; Mammalia; Carnivora; Otariidae
Gene: SSU72
Product: SSU72 homolog, RNA polymerase II CTD phosphatase
Exons: 5
Coding region: 260-895 (211 amino acids)
Biological process (GO): termination of RNA polymerase II transcription
Cellular component (GO): mRNA cleavage and polyadenylation specificity factor complex; nucleus
Molecular function (GO): RNA polymerase II CTD heptapeptide repeat phosphatase activity
Source: RefSeq, a predicted model, not a curated record
GCCCGGGGGCGGGGCCUCCCUCCUGCCUCCUCCCUCCUCCCGUGGCCCGGCGCUGUGGGCCGGCGCGGGUAGGCCGCCGGGACGCCGUGCACACGCUUGCGCCUCGCGUCCUGACGCGACUUCUACGUCGCCGCCGCCGCCGCCGCCGCCGUGGCGUCAUGACUUCCGGGCGCCGCGGCCGCCAUAUUGCUCGCGCGGAAGCGCUACGGUUGGGUGGGGGUCCCGGAGCGGUUGCGUCGCGGUCGGUGCGGCCGCCGCUAUGCCGUCGUCGCCGCUGCGGGUGGCGGUGGUGUGCUCGAGCAACCAGAACCGGAGCAUGGAGGCGCACAACAUCCUCAGCAAACGGGGAUUCAGUGUCCGGUCCUUUGGAACAGGAACUCAUGUGAAGCUCCCAGGACCAGCACCCGACAAGCCAAAUGUUUAUGAUUUCAAAACUACAUAUGAUCAGAUGUACAAUGAUCUCCUUAGGAAGGACAAAGAACUCUAUACGCAGAAUGGCAUCUUACAUAUGUUGGACAGAAAUAAGAGGAUCAAGCCACGGCCAGAAAGGUUCCAGAACUGCAGAGACCUGUUUGAUCUGAUCCUCACCUGUGAAGAGAGAGUGUAUGAUCAGGUGGUGGAAGAUCUGAACUCCAGAGAGCAGGAGACCUGCCAGCCAGUGCACGUGAUCAAUGUGGACAUCCAGGACAACCACGAAGAGGCCACCCUGGGGGCGUUCCUCAUCUGCGAGCUGUGCCAAUUCAGCACACCGAGGACAUGGAGAACGAGAUCGAUGAGCUGCUUCAGGAGUUUGAGGAGAAGAGCGGCAGAGCCUUCCUGCACACGGUCUGCUUCUACUGACCCACCUGGCCGGGCGCCCGGGGCGCCACCCACCCUCCUGAAGCUGUCUUUUUGAGCUUCCUUUUGUUAAUACUUUUUCCUUCCUGAUAUUUGUUUUUACUUUUGGGUAUUCUGCCGGCCACGGCAGUGGCACCCAAUAAACUGUGCAUAGGAAAUGCGAGGACACACAGAUGCCAGAUUCAAAACAAUCACGUUUUCUCCCUCCCGCUUUUACUUACGAGUGGGAUGUUGAUUAUAAAGGUUUUUUUUUUUUCCUUUACCCAGGAAAGUAAACUACGGUUUAUGGUACAUUUUGCCCAUGCAUUUGUGGCUUUCAUUGUGGUCCCUUCCCCUCUGCCCCCCAAACUUGCUGGAAUGUACAAAUAACCUGAAUAAAGCAACGGGCUUUAUCUUGCUAGGAAAGAACCUGCAGUUG